AUGCCUUCUUUUAGAAGUAUCAAACUCUCAUCACAUUCAUACUCCUCGCCGCCUUGCCCUGAGGAGCCAAGUGCCCCUCCUCCUCCACCCCCACCUCCCCGCGCACCUUGUUCACCUUGCCAACACAAAAAUCACACUCAUCCACCACCCGGCUCGGCCCCUCCACCCCCACCACCACCAACAACCACUACUCCUCCACCUCCAACACCACCACCACCAGCCACUACUCCUGCACCUCCACCAACAACUGCUACUCCUCCAGCUUCACCCCCACCACCAAGGGCAAGUCCACUUCCAUUUUAUAAUCCAGCAGCAGCCAUAGCUCCGCCGCCAUAUUUUCUACAAUCCCCAACUUCACAACAGUCCAUAGCUCCUUUGUCGGCUGCAGGGAACCAACACCAACCCCAAUUGGUUGGUAUCUCUUUAGGUGGCUUGUUCUUUCUCUCCUUCUUGGCACUUGGCAUCAAUUACAUCUUCGGCAAGAAAUUCUUUGUCUCCGCAACCGCUGGCACCACCAGCGCUCUACCACCCCCCAUAAAUGACGCCGCCACUGUUGCCACCAUGACCGCCACCCAACCACUCAUGCCAACUACUGUCACUCACCCACCUUCUAACGUGACGGAUGCACAUGCACCUGAACAGAGGCCGACCCAGCAAGAAGAUCAUCGGAAAGCAGAGCAAGAAGAUGAGCAGUCGGAGAAGAAGAAGAGGAAGAAGGUUAAGGCCGACACGGUGGUACAGAGCCUAAAAGAGACGGGGAUGCUUCUAACUGCUUUGUUGGCAGCAUCUCCAUCUCAUAAGGAUAAAGGAGAGACCUCCUAUGCUGUCAACAACACUGAUAAUGAUCAGUUGAAGGAAAAUGCCGAUGGUGGUAACCCAGACGAAGACGAUGGCGAUGAAGAUGCGGUAGCUAAUGAUACUCCUGAAAUAGAGCAUGACAAGACCGUUUCCGGCGACGCCCUGAUAGCGGCUGAGAAGCUUGCGCCGUCGACAAAACCACCACGUGGUGGCCGUGGCGCGCAGUCUUCUUCAUCGAGAUAUCCCAAAGAUGUCGAGAAAUUUCAGACAGAUUCAUCUCAACAGUAUUUUGAUGAGAAUGAUGAAAAUGCGGAUCAAGGUGGUGGUGAAGAAGAAGGUGAUGAUAAUCUCUCUCAACAACAUUUUGUUGAGAAUGAGGACAAAGUGGAUCAGGAAGGUGGUGUAGAAGAAGGUGAUGACAAUCUAGAUAAACCAAAGGAUGAUGUUGGCGUCGGUGGUGAUGAUGAUGUUAAUAAUGGACGGAGGGUUGGCGCGGUUGGGGGCCGAGGAAGAGGUCAAGGACGGGGACAGGGACGAGGAAGGGGAAGGGGAAAUUCUAGGAAUCGGAAAAUAAGUUCCACUCUCAACUUAGUGAACAAAAGUGAGAAGCAAAUUUAUGAGAAAUCGGCGGAGAAGAAUGGUGAAGAGACCAAAUUGGAAGAGGGGGAGAGACAAGGAACCAGUGGUAAUGAUAUGAACAAGAAGAGUGACGAGGAAGAUGACGAGGAGAGUGAAGGUGAUGAUGAGAAAGACGAUAGUUUGGUAGAGGAGUUGGGAGAUUUAGACAUUUUGGGGUUGGCAAAUCUGGGGCCGGGCUUGUUUAAGAGGUGGAGCAGUGUGGUGGAGAAGCUUGUCAAGAGGAACACUCGUUUGGUGUAUCAAUUGCAAAAAAUGAUUAAUGAGCGUGAAAAUAAUUCGCCGGCAGAUGAGAUGCGUCAGGAGCCUUCAGUGAAGAGGAGCGAUGUGGCUCCGAGUGGUAAACAGGGGAAAACUAUGAGUGGUGCAUUGAAUGGGAAUGAUGGGCGUAAGGGAAAGAGGGUGAUGACUAGGGUGGCUGAUAAGGAUAUUUCCCGAUUCGAAGGUGAGGGUGGGGGUGAGGAAGAUGAUGCGGAACGUGGUGAUGUUGAAGAUGUUGAGAAAGAAGAGUACCCAACCGAAUGUGGCGAGGUUGAAACGGUGAGCCCCAUCCCUGAUGAUGAAGAAGAGGUAGAAAAGACGAAUGAUGAAGAUGUAGCCAAGGAAAGGAUGCGUGAUGAAGAUGAAGGCAAGGCAACUAUAAAAGAGAUGCGUCCGGUGGAUCAUGAGUCAUUCGUGAAGAAGAAUAAGAAGCCGGGGCAGCGUGGAGUGAAAGCAGUGAGUGGGAAGGAGCAAGAAAUGAAGUUGGGGAAGGAUGAUAAUGUAUUAUCAUUACUUGGGGGGAGUGAUGAGGCUAAUAGUAGAGAGCGUGAUCAACUCAAUGUUGCCGGUGUGUUUGAUGGUGAUGAUGAAACAAAUGAGCAGGAAGAAAUGAUGAAUGAUGAAGAGGGUGGAGAAGGAGAAGGAGAAGAAGAAGGUGGUGGUGGUGGUGCUGCUGCUGAUGAAAAAGGAGUCGAGCAAGGAAUGGAGAAAAUGCCUCCGGUGAAUUAUGAUUUGUUGAGCAAAAAUAGGAAGGCCAAAAAGAAAAAGGCGAAAAAAAUGAGUGGGAAGGAGCAAGAAAUGAGAUUGGUCAAUGAGAAUGAUCCAUUAUCGUUACUAAAGGGGAGAGAUGAGCCAAAUAAUAGAAAGCGUGAUCAACUCAAUGUUGCAGGUGUGUUUGAUAAUGAUGAGGGUACAAAUGAGCAAGUAGAAGAAGAUUAUGCCAUGGGGGAUCAUGAGGAGGAGGAACUGCCUAAUUAUGAGUCUUUAAUCGAUCCUAAGAAUAUAAAGGCAAUGAGUAGUGUGUAUCCGAAGAGUGAUAUGCCUCAGAAUAUAAAGCUAGGAAGAAAGCAACAGGCGAAAACAACGAGCUCUGCACUUAGUACUGUUAGUCAUGGAAUGGCCGCCUUGAAAGAAACGGGUGAUUAUAGUCAUGGCCAAGUAACGUUGAGCUCAAUUAUUGGAACUUAUGAGCACAAGACAGGGGAGAAUGCCCGCCAUAGUCCUAAAACCGUGCGCAGGAGCAACAUCACUUCCAAAAGAGGCGCAGAUGUUGCUAGGCAUGAGACCGUGGAUGCAGCUGAUGAGGAUGUCGAGCAGGAGAAGAACACGGUUGAUGAUACAGGUAUGUCUAGAUUCGCAGAUCCUGGUGAGGGUGAAGAAGAUGAUGAAUCAAGAAAGGUGGAAAGUGGUGACGUUGAAGAGGACGGGAAAGAUGAAAACCUAACAGAGGCAAAGAAUAUGGUGGCUGGAAGGCAUGCUCCACUUGGUCCGGUAGAUGAGAGGUUGUCGGAUGAGUAUAGCAAUAAGGAGAAUAAGGGAGUUGGAAAACUUUAUCCUAAAACUCGGUCUCAAGGAGAUAUCAGUGCCGUUGGUGCGUUGGUGAAGAUGGGAGUUGAUGAUUAUGAUUUGUUAGAGAAGGGGAUUGAAGAAGAGGUAAAUGAAGAUGAAGCCGACGAAGAAAAGCUGAAUUUGGCAGCAGGCCUACAAGUGAUUCCUGCGGUGGAUCAUGUGUCGUUGGAAAAGAAGAAAAUGAUGCCCGGGGUAAAAGCAAUUAGUGGUAUGUUUGAUGAAGCCACUAAAAAGAAAAAUCUAAGUAAAAGUAGAAGAGGUCAAGGCGAGCAGGCUAAGGAAGGGAUGGGUGGUGCUUUAGUCAACAAGGUAGUUGAUAACAAGAAUAUGAUCAUAUCCAUGGCUGAGGAGAACCAGACAGGGAAUGAGAAAAGUUGUGAUCUGGUAGAAAGGUUGAAUGAUGAAGAGAACGAAGAAACCGAGCAUGGAAUGGGGGAGAUGCCUUUUGAUUCGUUGAGUGCUUUGGCGAAGAAUAUAGAGGACGGAAAGCAGCAACACUUACAAGAGAGGUGCAACAAGACUGUGAAGAAUGGCCGCAAGCACGCUAAAGAUGGGCGAGGGAGCAGCAUCAGUAACAAGAAAGGGGCAGCUCAGCCUCAGUGUGAAGAUCAUAUUGGUGACAAAUUACAACCACCGAAUACCGAAGGUGAUUCUGCUAAGGAUGAGCAGGAUGUUGGUGCUGAUGCUGCUGCUGAAUAUGACACAACGGAAGCUGCGGCCGAUGAUGAUGAUGGUGCUGGGCAGUGUGGUACUACUACCCAAGAGGAUUCCCUAUAUAGUGUGCAAGCCUAGUUUACUUAUGUUGAUUGCACUUUUUUCUCAUGUAUUGUGUGGUUUUAAAUAGUGUGCUAUGUAUUGGAUUGCAGGUCUUAUGUUUAUUUUCCCACUACUUAGGUGGUGUGGGACUUUUGUUUAACAAAAAUAAAGAGUUGGCAUUUUAAUA
This is a messenger RNA of Salvia hispanica, 4207 nucleotides long. RefSeq lists its product as uncharacterized. NCBI's taxonomy places the organism in Eukaryota, Viridiplantae, Streptophyta, Magnoliopsida, Lamiales, Lamiaceae. The record is from RefSeq and is a predicted model, not a curated record.